This is a messenger RNA of Rhincodon typus (whale shark), 822 nucleotides long. Its product is annotated as probable G-protein coupled receptor 139. Gene Ontology annotation, cellular component: membrane. Gene Ontology annotation, molecular function: G protein-coupled receptor activity. The record is from RefSeq and is a predicted model, not a curated record. NCBI's taxonomy places the organism in Eukaryota, Metazoa, Chordata, Chondrichthyes, Orectolobiformes, Rhincodontidae. Gene Ontology annotation, biological process: G protein-coupled receptor signaling pathway. Bases 1 to 822 code for a protein of 273 amino acids. The transcript has a single exon.
AUGGCAGUGGCAGAUCUACUGGUUGUCAUUCUUGACCUGAUACUGAGGCACAUUCCAAUUGUUUAUAACGAACAGUUUCUUUUCCUGGAGUCCAUCCACGUGUGUAAUAUCCAUGCCAUCCUGAUUUUUACAGCCACUGACUGUUCUGUCUGGUUCACCAUCGCUUUCACUUUUGAUCGCUUUGUGGCCAUUUGUUGCCAGAAGCUGAAAACUAAAUAUUGUAGCGAGAAAAUGGCAGCUAUGGUUCUGGGAACAGUGACUGCGCUGAGCUGUCUGAAGAACGUUUUCUGGUAUUUUAUGCUCACUGCUCGGUAUUCGAUGAGGAAUGAUCCAUGGUUUUGCGAUGUGUCAAUCAUGACUCUGUUCUCUCGCAUCUGGGUAACAAUCGAGUUCCUCCAUCACAUUCUAACCCCAGUCAUCCCAUUUUCUCUUAUUCUAUUGCUUAACGCUUGCACUAUCAGACACAUUUUAGUGAGCAGCAGAGCCCGCAAGAGACUCUGGGCUGGCAGCAGUGGGGAGACUCGUAGAGACGCGGAGAUGGAGAAUCGUCGGAAAUCUAUCAUUUUACUGUUUGUCAUCUCAGCAAAUUUCAUCCUGUUGUGGGUAAUGUUAAUGGUGUAUUCCUUGUGUAGGCGGAUGUGGUUAUUAGGCUAUCGGUCUGUAUUUAUACACGCUUUUGUACAGGAGUUGGGUUUCACGCUGCAGCUCCUCAGUUGUUGCACUAAUACUUGCAUUUAUGCAGUGACCCAGACUAAAUUCAGGCAGCAGUUUAAGAUUGUGCUGAAAUGUCCUUUUAUUCUAAUUGCUCAAUUCAUUCAAUGA